Molecule: messenger RNA, 606 nt
Organism: Seminavis robusta
Lineage: Eukaryota; Bacillariophyta; Bacillariophyceae; Naviculales; Naviculaceae
Source: the annotation of a GenBank genome assembly
AUGUCCAAGCCCGGAGCCGUGGUACUACUAGUACCUUGGAUGAGUUUGGUGCUCCUGUUGCUGAGCCGGUCAGUACCGGUAUGGAGUUUUCAACCCACAAAGCCUCCGAUUGCCUUUCAGCAUUAUUUGAGGACACAACAGCGACAGUUUUUCUUUCGAGUGCAUCUCUCCGACCCCCCAAACGAAGAUUCCAACAACGAACCAGCGACUGGUUCUACCCCCGAGAAGAAUACAUCAGCAGCAGCAGAAGAAGAGCCUGUGAACAAGAUAGAACCCGCAUCCGAAUCGUUAUCUCCUCUGGACUGGCUGUCCAAAGUACAAACAGGGUUCAUUUACUUUUUUGCAACAGCCGUAGCUGCUGGAUUACUCCUAAACUUGUUUGGCUACGGAUACACACUGUCACCAGGCGAAGGUCUCCGCAUUGAUAGCCUCAAUGAACUGCGAAUGGAACAACAGCUUGACGUAGCAUCGGGCAAUAAUGCUGCCAGGGGGCCGGGAGGAUUGACUGGAUUCUUCCUCCGGAAUCCCUUUACAGCUUCGCUCAUUCUCACUGGCAUUGUUUUGGUCUACGAGAAUGUCGUGUACAAGAAUAAUAAUAAGAAAUAA